Molecule: messenger RNA, 1928 nt
Organism: Gossypium raimondii (Peruvian cotton)
Lineage: Eukaryota; Viridiplantae; Streptophyta; Magnoliopsida; Malvales; Malvaceae
Product: monodehydroascorbate reductase, chloroplastic/mitochondrial
Exons: 17
Coding region: 220-1701 (493 amino acids)
Cellular component (GO): cytoplasm
Molecular function (GO): flavin adenine dinucleotide binding; oxidoreductase activity, acting on NAD(P)H
Source: RefSeq, a predicted model, not a curated record
CAGAGUGCCACGACGACCUCUCGUCUCUGAUCAUUGGGCACCCCGUUUGUCAAAGAUCACUGGCACGGUGUUGAACCAUCCUUAAAAGGCCUAAACUGCUUUCCAAUCGUCAAUCUUAUGCCCUUUGGCUAUCUUCUAGAGCCAAAGUCGCCUCAAUAAUUAAUAAACUAUUCAGUCUUUAAGCGUUUUCUCUCACUACAAAAAUCACCUUCAAAUAACAUGUACCCAGCUCGAAAAGCAAUGGCGAGUUUAUCGAACUCGCUUCAACUCAAGCACGGACUCACUUCCUGGUGCCCGGGCUCUUCUUCUUUGACUCGUCGUCUCCCUUCCUCUUCUAUCCGAUUCAGAAGCUUCGUCGUUGCCGCCUCUUCUUUUUCUAAUGACAACCGAGAAUUUGUGAUCGUUGGAGGAGGCAAUGCUGCUGGGUAUGCAGCCAGGACUUUCGUCGAACACGGGAUGGCCGAUGGCAAGCUGUGUAUUGUGUCCAAGGAGGCAUAUGCACCGUAUGAGAGACCGGCUUUGACAAAAGGCUACUUGUUUCCACUAGAUAAGAAACCAGCUCGAUUACCUGGUUUUCAUACUUGUGUUGGAUCUGGUGGUGAAAGGCAAACUCCUGAAUGGUACAAAGAGAAAGGGAUUGAGAUGAUUUACGAGGAUCCAGUAACGGCUAUUGAUACAGAAAAGCAAACCCUAACUACAAAUUCAGGCAAAUUGCUGAAGUAUGGAUCUCUUAUAAUUGCAACAGGCUGCACAGCCUCAAGAUUUCCAGAUAAAAUAGGUGGAAACCUUCCUGGUGUACACUAUAUUCGGGAUGUUGCUGAUGCUAACUCACUAAUCUCUUCUUUGGAGAAGGCACAGAAAGUGGUGAUUGUUGGUGGUGGUUAUAUUGGGAUGGAGGUUGCUGCCGCUGCUGUUGCCUGGAAACUUGAUACUUCGAUCAUUUUCCCAGAGAAUCAGCUUUUGCAAAGAUUAUUCACUCCUUCUCUUGCUCAAAGGUAUGAAGAACUAUACAAAGAGUAUGGUGUCAAAUUUUUAAAGGGUGCUUCUAUCAAAAACUUAGAAGCUGGUCCUGAUGGACGGGUAGCUGCUGUUAAACUUGGAGAUGGAUCUACUGUAGAAGCUGACAUGGUAGUUAUUGGUAUUGGAGCAAAACCUGCAGUUAGUCCCUUUGAAGUGGUAGGAUUAAAUAAUACUGUUGGUGGCAUACAGGUUGAUGGUCUGUUCCGGACAAGUGUACCUGGAAUAUUUGCAGUGGGAGAUGUUGCAGCAUUCCCCCUUAAGAUGUAUGACCGUGUAGCACGAGUUGAACAUGUUGAUCAUGCUCGUCGAUCUGCACAGCAUUGUGUUAAGUCAUUACUGAGUGCACAAACUCACACUUAUGAUUAUCUGCCCUACUUUUACUCGAGGGUUUUUGAGUAUGAAGGGAGCCCCAGGAAAGUUUGGUGGCAGUUUUUCGGGGACAAUGUUGGAGAGACGGUUGAGAUUGGAAAUUUUGAUCCAAAAAUUGCUACUUUCUGGAUAGACUCUGGUAAACUGAAAGGAGUUCUUCUUGAAAGUGGAAAUGCUGAGGAAUUUAAGCUACUUCCGGAACUUGCAAGGAACCAGCCUUCCAUUGACAAAGCCAAGCUCGAAAAGGCAUCUUUGGUUGAGGAGGCACUCGAGAUUGCUAAAGCCUCCCUGCAAGUUGUGCAGAAAGCUUAGUUGCGCCGCUGAACCUCUCAUCGAAAAGUAGUGGUCUUUGCACAAGAACACCACCAUGCAGUUAGCUUUUGGUAAUAAAAUCUUGAAACCUUACCAUGAAAUAAUUGUUUGAAACCUAGAGUAUACAGCCUACUUUGAUAUGCAGAGAGAGAGAGAGAGAUGUACCACCUUGAAAUUUUGGUAGGGUGUUGGUGGAUCCAAUAAUAACUGAUUCAGUCAUUUGUGAA